AUGACUGUCUGGGCCGCUCUUCCGCUGCUGUUGGGUGCGCAGACGACGGGCAUGGAGCGCGUGCUCAACCAAACCGGCGCGCACGCUGAGAUCGUUUUCGAUCUACUCGAAACUCGGCUGGCUUCGGUUGAUCUUUCGAUUCUUGUGCAAUCGAGUGAUCUCGAGUACCGGCACCAGAUAUCGAGUCUCAUUGACAAGGUCGCGGAUGAUGCGCUGGACCUCAAUCGUGGUCUGCAACAUCUCUCGGCCAAAAUCACGUCGGGCUUUGACAGGAUCUUGUUGACGAACGAACACCUGUAUCAGCUCCUGCGCAACUCUCCUAUCCCCCCUGGUCGCAUGCUCGACGUUCAAUUUUGCUACUCUAGCUCGAAACCACAUGACAACCAGGCAUGCCUCAUCCAGCCUCCUUACCCCGACAUCGCGCGUGCGUACGAGCGCGCCUUGCAGACGUAUGAAGGUGUGCUUCGCGAGCUCAUCCAGUGCAGCGCCGAUUCCCUCGCGAAAGCAGCAGUCCUCGACGCGGACUUGGUUUCGACUAUGAACAUUGUCGCGUGGGAGAAGUUUGGCGUUGACCUGGCUCAGCAGGAGCGGGGUCUAGGGUUGCUGUGGAAGCUCCUAGGCGGCAAUAGGCGGCAUCUCGCGAGCCUGGCUCGCAAUGCCAACAUCCUCAACCGCGUUGGAGACCACAGCGCAAAAACUCUGCGCUACGUCCGGACAAUCCAGGACACGCUCGAAGGCAUGGAGGAACACCUCCAUGAGCUGCGCCUUGUAGCAUCCGGGGCGAUGGUGGCGGAGGCCGCACCGCCGGAGGUCAUUCUGCGAAUGCUUGCCCGAGGUCUCGAGCGCUUGGGGAGCGCGCGCAUUGGCGACUCUGAGCGACAGGUUUCGAAGCUCGUGGAUCCUCUUUAA
Fomitopsis serialis is the source of this 909-nucleotide messenger RNA. RefSeq lists its product as uncharacterized. The transcript is spliced from 2 exons. The coding region runs from base 1 to 909 and encodes 302 amino acids. NCBI's taxonomy places the organism in Eukaryota, Fungi, Basidiomycota, Agaricomycetes, Polyporales, Fomitopsidaceae. The record is from RefSeq and is a predicted model, not a curated record.